CGUCUUAAAAACUGGGAAAUCAGAGAACGGAAGAAAAGCCGAGAGUAUGAAAAAGAGGCUGAAAGGGAAGAAGAAAGAAGAAGGGAAAUGGCAAAAGAAGCAAAACGGUUAAAAGAGUUCUUAGAAGAUUAUGAUGAUGACAGAGAUGAUCCAAAAUACUACAGGGGCAGUGCUCUUCAGAAAAGGCUACGAGACAGGGAGAAAGAAAUGGAAGCAGACGAACGGGAUAGGAAAAGGGAAAAGGAAGAACUGGAAGAAAUUAGGCAGCGCCUUCUGGCAGAAGGACACCCAGAUCCAGACGCAGAGCUCCAGAGGAUGGAGCAGGAAGCUGAGCGGCGUAGGCAGCCACAAAUAAAACAAGAGCCAGAAUCUGAGGAGGAAGAGGAAGAAAAGGCAGAAAAAGAAGAAAAAAGAGAAGAGCCAGAGGAAGAGGAGGAGGAGCCUGAACAAAAGCCCUGCCUUAAACCAACUUUACGACCCAUCAGUUCUGCCCCAUCUGUUUCUUCUGCUAGUGGAAAUGCAACUCCUAACACACCUGGUGAUGAAUCUCCCUGUGGCAUUAUUAUCCCUCAUGAAAAUUCACCUGAUCAACAGCAGCCGGAGGAGCAUCGGCCCAAAAUAGGGCUUAGCCUCAAAUUGGGUGCCUGCAAUAGUCCUAAUCAGCCCAAUGCUGUAAAAAGGAAGAAGCUUGCUGUGGAUAGUGUUUUCAAUAAAUUUGAUGACGAAGACAGUGAUGAUGUGCCCCGGAAAAGGAAACUUGUCCCCCUGGAUUAUGGAGACGAAGAUAAAAGCAAUAUCAAAGGCAGUGUCAAUACAGAAGAAAAACGCAAACAUAUUAAGAGUCUUAUUGAGAAGAUUCCCACAGCAAAACCAGAGCUCUUUGCUUAUCCUCUUGACUGGUCAAUUGUGGAUUCAACACUAAUGGAACGUCGAAUUAGACCAUGGAUCAACAAGAAAAUAAUAGAAUAUAUUGGUGAAGAAGAAGCCACGCUAGUUGACUUUGUUUGUUCUAAGGUUAUGGCUCACAGCUCGCCACAGAGCAUACUGGACGAUGUUGCCAUGGUACUAGAUGAAGAAGCUGAAGUUUUCAUAGUCAAAAUGUGGAGGUUGUUGAUAUACGAGACAGAAGCAAAGAAGAUUGGUCUAGUGAAAUAAAGCACUCUCCUUGCUUCUAGGGUUCCAUUUCAAUUCUGGGCUUUUUUUCCCCCCCCCAUCAUUCAAAGACUUUGAAUUUCCUCUGUUCUCAGAGACUUGAGACCUGUAUUUUUUUAUGUAGAAAAUGUGAAUUUUUUUGUCCUCUGCUCUGAGGCCCCCUUUACGCUUCUCAGUUAUCUGGAUCCUGCAUUGGUUCUCUUUAUAAUUCACAAGGUACAAUUACCGGUAUGUUUUAUAAGCUGCAGCUACUGUACACACUCUCUGGUAAUUUUAUGAUGUUACUCUGAUUCUUGUAAAUAUUAAAAAAAAAAAAAGCCCCUGUUUUGCAAAACAUUUGCACUUAAUGUGGAACUAUUUCAGUUACAGCUGAAGACAAAUUAUUUUACUGCAAAUUGAUCAGUGCUCUUUUUUUUUUUCCCAUACUCUCCCUCUUUUUAUUUAAGCAAUGAUCAGAAUAUAAUUUGAAAGUAAGUGGCUUGAACUGCUUUCAUAGAACAGCUUUCUGUGUUCAUUUAGUCCCCUCAUCUGACUCUGGAAAAGGAGUUCCCUCAGACUUUUCAUUCUGAUACGAACCAGCAGUAGUCUUG
This is a messenger RNA of Pterocles gutturalis (yellow-throated sandgrouse), 1742 nucleotides long. RefSeq names its product RNA-binding protein 25. The transcript has 8 exons. The record is from RefSeq and is a predicted model, not a curated record. The annotation marks the transcript as partial. Gene Ontology annotation, cellular component: spliceosomal complex. Gene Ontology annotation, molecular function: mRNA binding. NCBI's taxonomy places the organism in Eukaryota, Metazoa, Chordata, Aves, Pterocliformes, Pteroclidae. Gene Ontology annotation, biological process: mRNA processing; regulation of alternative mRNA splicing, via spliceosome.